AAGGGUUUAACUUUUCCCAAAAACCCUAAAAUCAAUAUUCCGAAUCUCCUCUCUCUCCCUCUGCUCCCCUCCACCAUUCGCCACCCUUCCUUCUCACCUCAGAAGACCAUUUCCGUCGACUCGCCGCCCCUCCCAACUGCCCAGCUGACUCUAACUUCGGUUGUCCCUCUUCUCUCGUGUUCGUUUCCAUCAGGCACAUAAGAUUCUAAUUUCAAAAUCACUCCAGUUUUUAAUCGCGAACCAAUCCAGUUAUUAAUGGAGGUCUUGGUGGCCUCGUCUUCGGUCGACGCCGGCAUCAGCUGCUGGGACCUACAAACCGGCGCAGAGCAGCUCCGUUACAAGUCAUGCGCUUCCCCGUCUCAUGGUCUUGUCUGCGUAGGUCAAAGCUUCCUUGCAUCCUCUCAGCUCCGCGAGGCCAGAAACUCAUCGGGUUCUAUUUUCUAUUGGUCUUGGUCGAAGCCUCAAGUCGAAGUCAAGAGUUUCCCGGCAGAACAGAUAGGGCCGCUCGCUGCUAACACCGAAGGGACUUAUAUUGUUGGGGGAGGUUCGUCUGGGGAUAUAUAUUUAUGGGAGGUUGCUAGUGGUAAACUGCUUAGGAAAUGGAACGCUCAUUAUCUGGGUGUUAGUUGCUUGGUGUUUUCUGACGAUGACUCGCUACUUAUAUCCGGGUCGAUCGAUGGAAAUAUUAGAGUUUGGUCGCUCUUAAUGAUUUUUGAUGAUUACCGAAGACAACAAGCACCUUAUGCAUAUGAAUACAACUUUAUGGAGCACUCAUCUCGUGUAACUGAUAUCAAAGUAGGUUAUGGAGGCGCCAACGCAGAUAUGGUGACCGCUUCAAAGGAUAAAACAUGUAAGGUCUGGAGCUUAUCAAAAGGGAAAUUACUAAGAAGUAUUGUGUUUCCAUCAGAGAUUGAGGCGGUUGUAUUGGAUCCUGCUGAACGUGUUUUUUAUGCUGGCAGCAGCGAUGGCAACAUAUAUGUUGCUGCACUUCAUACUGAGAUCCCAUCUAGCAAAAAUCAUGGGCUAUAUAUCAUAGGUUCAUUUCCUAAUCAAAGCAAGGUUAAUUGCUUGGAAUACAGUGCAAGUAGAAAUGUAUUGAUUUCUGGAUCAGAUGAUGGCUGGGUUCGAGUUUGGAAUGUUAGUUCUCGUAAAACUAUUGGCAAGUUCAGACAUGAAAAAGGUCCUGUUAAUAAUAUUGUUAUUGUUAGACAACAACUAUAUCCAUGUUCACAAACAUCCAACCGAAAGCGUGGCUCAUUAUUACCGCCUUUGGAAAAAUAUGUAAAUUCAACGGAUGAUGAAGAUGUAGAUACUAAAACUGUCAUUAGUUUCCAGAAAACGUGCAGCGAAUCUAUGGAUGCCACAUACCUCAGCUCUUAUGUGAUUAAUAAUCAAAUCAAAGAACUUCAGCAACAAGGUUCUGCUGGUUCUGAAAUGGAGAUGGAGAGACUAAAGCAUGACAACAAAAAAUCCAUGCAAACUGUUCAGCAGUGGAAGAAAAUGUAUGAAAAUUUGCAUCAGUUUUGUGUAAAUGAGCUCUUGGAGGAAGGUGCAGAACCAUGCAAACUUGUGGCUUGCUCCCACAGGAUCUGAGGUUCGAGUCCAGAGGGACCUACAUAGCACUUGCUAUUGUUUUUUGAUCCCAAAUAAUCUAGGGUUAGGCAGGAAGCUGUGCAGAAGCUGGAAAGUUGUCCUGCUGAGACGCAGCUGUUAAAUUUUUCUGUCAUUUAUAUUAAAGGUUAGGUAUAAAGAAGAUAUGGUUAUAGAAUGACUGUUCCUUUCCUAACACAAGUUAUUUAUAGUUGCUUUCAAUGUUUAGGAGCCCCGUUUCAUGUUUUACCACCCAAUUGAGGUGUUUUUUUCUUCCCUUUUUUCCACUUUGGCCUCGUUAUUUAUGAUAACAAUUAUUUUUGUUUAUGAUAUGUUUGCUAAAUUUGAAGCUUUAUUUCAA
Messenger RNA from Humulus lupulus (European hop), 1951 nucleotides. Its product is annotated as protein ROOT INITIATION DEFECTIVE 3. The coding region runs from base 256 to 1593 and encodes 445 amino acids. Gene Ontology annotation, molecular function: protein binding. Gene Ontology annotation, biological process: DNA-templated DNA replication; rRNA processing. The transcript has 9 exons. NCBI's taxonomy places the organism in Eukaryota, Viridiplantae, Streptophyta, Magnoliopsida, Rosales, Cannabaceae. Gene Ontology annotation, cellular component: nuclear pre-replicative complex. The record is from RefSeq and is a predicted model, not a curated record.